Molecule: messenger RNA, 2755 nt
Organism: Terrapene triunguis (Three-toed box turtle)
Lineage: Eukaryota; Metazoa; Chordata; Testudines; Emydidae
Gene: BRD9
Product: bromodomain containing 9
Exons: 17
Coding region: 43-1950 (635 amino acids)
Biological process (GO): regulation of transcription by RNA polymerase II
Cellular component (GO): nucleus
Source: RefSeq, a predicted model, not a curated record
GCGGCGGCGGCGGCGGCUGUUUCCGGCCGCGGCGGGGCCGCCAUGGGCAAGAAGCACAAAAAGCACAAGACGGAGAAGGCGGAAUGGCGAUCGGCCGCCGCGCCCCCCACCUACAGCGAUUAUGUGGAUAAGCCCCUGGAAAAGCCCUUGAAACUAGUGCUUAAAGUUGGAGGAAGUGAGGUCACUGAACUCUCAGGAUCAGGGCACGAUUCAAGUUAUUACGAUGACAGGUCAGACCAUGAGCGAGAGCGACACAAAGAAAAGAAGAAGAAAAAGAAAAAGAAGUCUGAGAAAGAAAAAGAAAAACAUCUUGAUGACGAAGAGAGAAGGAAGAGAAAGGAAGAAAAGAAGAGAAAGAGGGAGAAAGAGCAGUGUGACACUGAGGGAGAAACGGAUGACUUUGAUCCUGGGAAAAAAGUGGAAGUUGAGCCACCUCCAGAUCGCCCAGUCAGAGCUUGCAGAACUCAGCCAGCUGAAAAUGAGAGCACACCCAUCCAACAAUUAUUAGAGCAUUUCCUUCGCCAGUUGCAAAGGAAAGAUCCUCAUGGGUUUUUUGCUUUUCCAGUCACGGAUGCCAUUGCUCCUGGAUAUUCCAUGAUAAUAAAACAUCCCAUGGAUUUUGGCACUAUGAAGGACAAAAUAGCAGCAAAUGAGUACAAAUCAGUCACCGAAUUCAAGGCAGAUUUUAAACUGAUGUGUGAUAAUGCAAUGACGUACAACAGACCAGAUACUGUUUACUACAAGCUAGCCAAGAAGAUACUCCACACAGGCUUUAAGAUGAUGAGCAAACAGGCAGCUCUUUUGGGUGAUGAAGACACAGCUGUUGAGGAACCUGUUCCUGAAGUCGUUCCUGUACAAGUAGAGACUGCCAAGAAAUCCAAAAAGCCAAGUAAAGAAGUUAUUAGUUGCAUAUUUGAACCUGAAGGAAAUGCAUGCAGUCUAACAGACAGCACUGCUGAAGAACAUGUCCUAGCCUUGGUGGAGCAUGCAGCAGAUGAAGCUCGAGACAGGAUCAACAGAUAUCUACCAAACAGCAAGGUCUACAACAUGAUGGGUUAUCUGAAAAAGAAUGGAGAUGGAUCUUUAUUAUUCAGUGUGGUUAAUUCAUCAGAUCCAGAAGCAGAAGAGGAAGAAACUCACCCAGUGGAUCUGAGUUCUUUGUCAAGCAAAUUAUUACCUGGCUUCACUACACUGGGCUUUAAAGACGAACGAAGAAACAAAGUCACAUUUCUUACAAGUGCUAGUACAGCACUUUCAAUGCAAAACAACUCUAUCUUUCAUGAUCUGAAAUCAGAUGAAAUGGAACUGCUAUAUUCAGCAUAUGGUGAUGAAACUGGGAUACAAUGUGCCUUAAGCUUACAGGAAUUUGUGAAAGAUUCUGGAAGUUACAGUAAGAAAAUAGUGGAUGAUCUUUUGGAUCAGAUUACUGGUGGUGAUCAUUCCAAAACCAUUUAUCAGCUAAAGCAGAGGAGAAACAUUCCCAUGAAACCACCAGAUGAAGUUAAAGUUCUGCCAGUUCUCAUAAAGGAAGAACACAGAUUGCGCAAUACCUGCCCAGACUCCUCCAAACAGAUUAUGGUUGGAGAAUCAAUUGGAGACAGUAACACUUCCGUUUUGGAUUUUUUGUCUGUGAAACCAUAUUCAGAUGUGUCUCUUGAUAUUUCCAUGUUAAGUUCACUGGGGAAAGUGAAGAAGGAGCUUGAUCAUGAUGAUAAUCAUUCUCAUUUGGAUGAGACAACUAAACUAUUGCAGGACCUUCAUGAGGCUCAAACUGACAGAGUGGGAUCCAGGCCUUCAUCCAACCUCAGCUCCCUCUCCAACGCCUCUGAAAGAGAUCAGCAUCAUCUAGGAAGUCCUUCUCAUCUGAGUGUAGGAGAACAACAAGACAUGGUACAUGACCCCUAUGAAUUUCUUCAAUCUCCUGAACCUGCAAAUGCCACUAGUAAUUAAUGUGUACAAUAUUUCAUUUUUUAUUUUUAUUUUUUGUUUUAAUUGUGUAACAUUUUUAUAAAGUUUUUGUCAAAUGGCAGAAACCUCAAUUUUGUCCUCUUUUCUGUGAGGAUAGCUGUAUAAUACCAUGCACAUUUGUAAAAUUUGCCUAGCUAAUGUAUCAUGUUGUCAACACCACACUAAAUAUUGCCUUCAUUUUUUUUUUAAAUAUAGUGGUCAAUAAGAAUCUCAAUAGGAGAAAAAACAAAUUGUGUGUUAUAGAAUGACAUUAGAUAAGUAGGAUGCGUGCAGUUCUUAAUAUAUAGAACAUCCUCAAGGAGGAAUAUUUAUUUUUCAGCAAUGACACGACUUCCUGAAUUGUGAUCAUUUUCAUGUUCCCACUCCCCUUCCAUCCUGUUCUGUAGAGAGGGGCUAUGUUUCUCUGUGUCUUAAAAUAUAGUUUCUUAACACUCCAAAAACACUUAAUUUGGAAACAUAAAACGCUCUGUAGCUGUCAUAUCAAACAGCUCACUAUAGGAGUUCUGCCCUGCAACUAAAUGGAGAUAAAUAUAUUGUGGUCCCUUUUAUCCAUGAACAGUACAGGGACCAAAUACCUAGAUUUUUUUUUUUGUAAAGGUAAUAUGUGUAUUUACUUGAAUGAAAGUAUACUGGACAAAAGGGUAUGCUUUUAUGUAAUUAAGUUUUUGUAAUUCAACACUGACGUGACAGGGUUUUUUAACAUUGAUAUUAUGUGUAAUCUAGAUGAAUGUUAUGCAUUUACAAUAUUUUGUAAAUAUUAACUUAAUAAAAGUCAUACAAAAAUCAA